AUGUCAAACAUCCUUCCCCCCAAUCAAGUUCUUAUAAAGAUAACUACUAAGAUUUGGAUCAAUCUCAUAAUCUUAUGUUUUUUAAAAGCCACCUCAUCACUCUCUGGACCCUCGGAGGUGAAGAGUUCGGUUGGUGAAACAGUUCACAUCUCCUGCCAGUAUCACCAGUUCAACAGGGACAAGGUCAAAUACUGGUGCAGGGGUUACCACUGGUACUACUGCACUGUUAUCAUUCGAUCUGAUAAACCUAAACAUCUGACCAGUGAUGUUCAGAUAUUGGAUGAUAAAAGCCUUGGGUUAUUCACAGUCAGCAUGAAGGGAGCAACAGCUGAGGACAGUGACUGGUACUGGUGUGCAAUUGAAAGAGCCAGCAGAACUUUGGCGUUUCGUCUUCGGCUGACUGUAUCUGAGUUGCUUGUAUCUCGGCUCACAACAGAAACCACAAAAGAGUAUGACGAGACCUCAACUUCCCUAGCAACGUCAACUCAUCUUGAGAGAACAUCACGGUCCACACCUUGUAUGACUCAAACAACAAGUCUCAUAUCUGCUACAAGCGAUUCAACAAGUGUGACAGUGUCCUUGGAUCAAGAUGAUCCGGUGUGGAAAGUAUGGAGAAUAUUACGCUGGAUGCUCUUCCUCUUCCUGUGCCUUUUCCUUCUUCUCUUCAGCAUACUAUGUCCUCACUGA
Coregonus clupeaformis (lake whitefish) is the source of this 687-nucleotide messenger RNA. Its product is annotated as CMRF35-like molecule 3. The transcript is spliced from 5 exons. Bases 1 to 687 code for a protein of 228 amino acids. Lineage: Eukaryota; Metazoa; Chordata; Actinopteri; Salmoniformes; Salmonidae. The record is from RefSeq and is a predicted model, not a curated record.